AUGUCCAUAUGGAGAGCAUCGCCAUUAGGCUUCAAUUUUGAUAUAGGCGAAAGAAUUCCAUUCACAGCUUGGCUUGAGGAGUGGGUUCUCAAGGCUCCUUCGGAUGACCUUAGAAUUCUCUCAUUCUGGCUUAUAUGGGAAAUAUGGAAAGACAGAAACUCUGUGUUAAACGGAGAAUCAUCACCUCCGUCCCCAAUUCAGGUGGUCAACUUAGCAGUGUCGGCGGCUACGAUCAAAACUGAUAAUUCGCUCUCUGUUCCCUUUGAUCCGGGUGGGAAAGGAAAUUCUCUACAAUAUAAUUCACUUCUUCCUCUGUAUCCCACAUUGACCUUUGAUGGUGCCUACAAUGACAUCCGCCACCAACCAACUGCAGGAUGGUAUUUAACCUCUCCACAUGGCAAAGUUCUCAACAUCGGGAAUGCUGAGUUUGCGGCUGCAUCGCCACUCCAGGCAAAAUCUUUGGCGUGCCUUUUUGCUUUAAAAUCAGUUGAUUUUGGAGUUCAUCCAAGAAUACAAAUGCAAACCGACUGUCAGCAAUUGGCCAACAUUAUCAAUCAGGAAAGCUCGGUGCCAACUGAGAUUCGAUUUAUUAUAUCUGAUAUAUAUGAUCUAAUGCAGUGCUUUAUGCAAGUUAGAAUUUUGAGUGUUCUUAGAUCUCAGGUUAGUGUAGCACAUGUUUUGGCUAGGCAGCGGUUUCAACAGCUGUUUGUAAAAUCUGUCGAUCACGAGAUUUAA
Oldenlandia corymbosa var. corymbosa is the source of this 735-nucleotide messenger RNA. NCBI's taxonomy places the organism in Eukaryota, Viridiplantae, Streptophyta, Magnoliopsida, Gentianales, Rubiaceae. The record is from the annotation of a GenBank genome assembly.